Molecule: messenger RNA, 2144 nt
Organism: Cygnus atratus (black swan)
Lineage: Eukaryota; Metazoa; Chordata; Aves; Anseriformes; Anatidae
Gene: GPR22
Product: G protein-coupled receptor 22
Exons: 1
Coding region: 843-2144 (433 amino acids)
Biological process (GO): G protein-coupled receptor signaling pathway
Cellular component (GO): membrane
Molecular function (GO): G protein-coupled receptor activity; peptide binding
Source: RefSeq, a predicted model, not a curated record
CUAUUCUGGAAUAAAAUUAAAUACACUUCCAUUCCAUCUAGGCACUGAUUUCUUGCAGAAACAGAAUAUUCAUAGCCUUUUAUAAUAAACUCCAUUACCCCAAAUCUAUGUAAGAUUUGCAUUUGAAAUCAUACAUAGUUACAUAAACUCUCUACAGUGAUAAGUUUCAUACAUGUAGAUGCACACAAGAUAAAAGUGAGCAGAAGUUUCCAAGCUCUAUAAAAAAUCUGCUUAAUCGCAGAACUUCCUAUCUCAGCCCACAACACUCUUACGAAGUCUUCAAAAAAAGAGACUGCUAAAUUGCCAUAAAAUAAUUUGUGUUCUUUUUAUGAUACAUAAGCAAGUGUUCCACGCUCCUAUCACUUUCUGUUUCCACAAGAGCCUUUUUAAAUUGAUCGUGAGUACUAAUUUGUUAAUACUCAACAGCAUUCUUCUGAAAUAGCCCUCAACACAGUACAAAGGCAAUGCACAAGUAUAGUUUAUUCAACAAGCGGGCCCUUUGUAAAAGCCACAUCACUAUAAAUAAAGCCUUGUCUCCCCUAAGUGGAAGCUUUUCACUUUUUUUUUCCUCUUUUUUUUUUUUAAAGAAAAAAAAAAAGUCCUGCUUUCCUUUUAAAAGGAAAGACCUUAUUGUAGAUUCUCUGGCUUUUGAGUCCAUGCCAAGCACAGCUCUAAACAUACAGUAAAUAAUUAAGAGUUUGGUAAGAAUAGAUGCUUUUCCUCCCUCCUCUCCUUUCCCAGCAUUUUUCCACAAUAACAAAAAAAAUGUUAAAAAAGAAAGAAAUCAAACAGUUCCAUAUUUAUUUCACCUUUCAGGAGAAAAAAACAACUGCAACAAAAGAAUGUGUUUCUCCCCCAUUCUGGAGGUCAACAUGCAGUCUGAAUCUAACAUUACAGUUCGAGAUGCCAUUGAUGACAUCGACACCAACAUGUACCGACCCCUGUCAUAUGCAUUAAGCUUUCAAGUUUCUCUCACUGGAUUUUUGAUGUUAGAAAUUGUUUUGGGACUUGGCAGCAACCUCACCGUGCUGGUACUUUACUGUAUGAAAUCCAACUUAAUCAAUUCUGUCAGUAACAUAAUUACAAUGAACCUUCAUGUACUCGAUGUAAUAAUUUGUGUGGGAUGUAUUCCUCUAACUAUAGUUAUCCUUCUGCUUUCACUGGAGAGUAACACUGCUCUAAUCUGCUGCUUCCAUGAGGCUUGUGUCUCUUUUGCAAGCGUUUCAACUGCAAUCAAUGUCUUUGCUAUCACUCUGGACCGAUACGAUAUCUCUGUAAAACCUGCCAAUCGAAUUCUGACCAUGGGAAGGGCUGUGAUAUUAAUGACAUCAAUAUGGAUCAUCUCACUUUUCUCCUUCCUGAUUCCUUUCAUUGAAGUCAAUUUUUUCAGUCUCCAAAGCGUGAGCACUUGGGAAAACAAGACGCUUUUGUGCGUCAGUGCAAACGAAUACCACACGGAGCUGGGGAUGUACUACCACCUCCUCGUGCAGAUCCCAAUCUUCUUCUUCACCGUUAUAGUAAUGCUCAUUACCUACACCAAAAUACUCCAGGCUCUGAAUAUCCGAAUUGGCACGAGAUUUACAACAGGACAAAAGAAGAAAGCUCGGAAGAAAAAAACUAUCUCUCUGACCACUCAACACGAGACUACCGAUGUCUCACAGAGCAGUGCGGGGAGAAACGUAGUCUUUGGUGUAAGGACUUCUGUGUCGGUCAUAAUCGCCCUGCGCCGAGCCGUGAAACGGCACCGGGAGCGACGAGAGCGGCAAAAGAGAGUCUUCAGAAUGUCCCUCUUGAUUAUUUCAACCUUCCUGCUCUGCUGGACACCCAUCUCCGUUUUAAACACCACAAUCUUGUGUUUGGGCCCAAGUGACCUUUUGGUUAAGUUGCGAUUAUGUUUUCUAGUGAUGGCGUACGGAACGACUAUAUUUCACCCUCUCCUUUAUGCAUUCACCAGGCAAAAGUUUCAGAAAGUUCUGAAAAGUAAGAUGAAAAAACGAGUUGUUUCAAUAGUGGAAGCGGACCCCAUGCCAAAUAAUGCGGUAAUACACAACUCAUGGAUAGAGCCUAAAAGGAACAAAAAGAUUACCUUUGAAGACAACGAAGUAAGGCAGAAAUGUUUAGUACCUCAGGUUGUCACUGACUAG